This is a messenger RNA of Prosopis cineraria, 2170 nucleotides long. RefSeq names its product omega-6 fatty acid desaturase, endoplasmic reticulum isozyme 1-like. Bases 685 to 1896 code for a protein of 403 amino acids. Gene Ontology annotation, molecular function: oxidoreductase activity, acting on paired donors, with oxidation of a pair of donors resulting in the reduction of molecular oxygen to two molecules of water. Gene Ontology annotation, biological process: lipid metabolic process. The record is from RefSeq and is a predicted model, not a curated record. The transcript has 2 exons. Lineage: Eukaryota; Viridiplantae; Streptophyta; Magnoliopsida; Fabales; Fabaceae.
AUUUCAUCGUUCUGUCUUCUUCUUCUUGUAUCUGUUUUUCAAAGAUUGCAUCUCUAUGUAACUAAUGCAUGUGAGUUUGCCGACCUGAUUGAUUUCUUCGAUGAGAUGUGUUGGCUUUCUUUCUGAAUCAAGGACGAACGAUUAUGGUUUUUAUUUGUAAUGUGACUCGGUUUUCUUGCUUUAAUGAUUAAUCCAGCGAAUGAAUUCGGAGCAGCUUUGAUUUCAUUGCCGGGAGGAAAUUCGUUGAUUUUAAUCUCCACGACAUCUGAGAAAAUGCUGACAUUUAUCCUCUUUCGUUUCCUUCGUUUUGUGUUUGAUUUUUCCAUACGACACGUAUGCCUUUAUUAUACUUGCCAAUCAGAUGUUAACCGUAUUUCUUGAAAAUAAGAAACGUAUUUCAUGUCCCUUUUCCCCCCCUCGAUAUCUUUCAAGGCACUUGACUAAAUGAUUGCGUGAGAAAUCUGCUAUUUUUUAAAAAGAUUAAUUUAAGCUGAGUCAUCGGUAUUGCUGUUGGUUUUGUCACUCAGAACCUGUUUCGUUUCAAUUUUUUUUUUUAACCUUUCACCAAUUUUCUUGAUACUCUAAAGAUUCCUAUUCCAUUAUUGGGAGAGUCGUAUACGCUUUUUCUUUUACAGAACCCUGGAUCAGUAUAAGAGUAUAAGAAUAUCUCUUAGCGUUACAGAGAUGCUAUUGGAAUAUGUGUUCUCUUUUUCUCUCGCCCUCUUUUGUCUUCACGAGUCUGAGGAAACAAUGGGAGCCGGAGGCCGUGUUGCUUCUGCACCUAGAGAAAUAUCUGGAGAGCAACAGAAGCCUCUCUCAAGGUCUCCAUACUCAAAACCACCCUUCACAGUUGGGGAACUCAAGAAAGCCAUUCCUCCACAUUGCUUUGAGCGUUCCCUCUUCUGCUCAUUCUCCUAUGUUGCUCGUGACUUUUUCUUGGCCUUUAGUCUCUAUACUGCCACUACUUACUUCCAUCUCCUUCCCCACCCAAUUCCCUACUUUCUCUGGCCCAUCUAUUGGGCUCUCCAAGGUUGCAUUCUCACCGGUGUGUGGGUGAUUGCCCAUGAGUGUGGCCACCAUGCCUUCAGUGACUACCAAUGGCUUGAUGAUUUGGUAGGUCUAACCCUCCAUUCUGCACUUCUAGUCCCAUACUUCUCAUGGAAGAUCAGCCAUCGCCGCCAUCACUCCAACACAGCAUCCCUCGAACGUGAUGAAGUGUUUGUCCCGAAACCCAAGUCCAAAAUGGCAUGGUGCAGCAAAUACCUAAACAACCCACUGGGAAGGGCUCUCACUCUCCUCAUUACACUCACCCUUGGGUGGCCUUUGUACUUGGCCUUCAAUGUUUCUGGCAGACACUAUGAUCGUUUCGCAAGCCACUACAAUCCAUACGCCCCCAUCUAUUCUAACCGUGAGAGGCUGCUAAUAUACCUGUCUGAUGCUUGUGUGUUUGGCGCAACCUACGUGCUCUAUCACAUAGCAAGUGUGAAAGGAGUGGGUUGGCUUUUCUGUGUUUAUGGGGUGCCAUUGCUGAUUGUGAACAGCUUCCUGGUGACAAUCACUUAUUUGCAGCACACUCACUGUGCAUUGCCACACUAUGAUUCAUCUGAAUGGGACUGGCUGAGAGGAGCAUUGGCGACGGUGGAUAGAGACUAUGGCAUCCUGAACAAGGUGUUUCAUCACAUAACAGACACUCAUGUGACCCAUCAUCUCUUCUCCACAAUGCCUCACUACCAUGCAAUGGAAGCAACUAAAGCGGUGAAGCCUCUUCUUGGAGAGUACUACCAGUUUGACGGGACUCCGUUUUACAAGGCCUUGUGGAGGGAAGCAGGAGAGUGCAUCUAUGUGGAGCCAGACGAACAUCAGAAGGGUGUUUAUUGGUACCGGAGCAAUUUUUGAUGGGAAGGUAUCCGUAGACUAUGAUUUUGUCUGUAUGAGUUUAUCCAAGAAUAAAACAGCAAUGAGAUCCUUUCUCAGCCUUGUUGGAUGUUACGAUGAAGUAAAUGCAUGGUAUGGCUAAGAAUCAAGUGCUUUCUCUUUCUUUUUCCUUGCCCCCCUUUCAUCUCCUUUGGGCAAUGUUAAUAAAGCAAGAGGACAAUAAGAAAUACCAGUGGCUUUGGUGCGUGAUGAACUGCCAUCUAUCCUAAUAAUCAUCUAUGGGAAGUUAAAGAUU